GCUGAUUGCCCCAUCGGCCAUCUCGUAGUGGGGGCCUCUUGGUGGGGGCCGUCGCAUAUAUUGAUCUGGAGAAAGCGUCUCAUCGUAUUCGUCACUCGAAACUUAUUACUGUGUAAAUCUUCUGUGACUAGAAGGAAUUUUUACCCUGUUUCAUCAUACGAUUAAAACAAAAAGAAAAUGCAGAUCUUCGUGAAGACUCUUACUGGAAAGACAAUCACUUUGGAAGUUGAGCCAUCGGACACCAUUGACAAUGUCAAAGCUAAAAUCCAAGACAAGGAAGGAAUUCCCCCAGACCAGCAGAGAUUGAUCUUCGCCGGAAAGCAGCUCGAGGAUGGUCGUACGCUUUCUGACUACAACAUCCAAAAAGAAUCCACCCUCCACCUUGUUUUGAGGUUGAGAGGAGGUAUGCAGAUCUUCGUGAAGACCCUUACUGGAAAGACCAUCACCUUGGAAGUUGAACCAUCCGAUACCAUUGAGAAUGUCAAGGCUAAGAUCCAAGACAAGGAAGGAAUUCCCCCAGACCAGCAGAGAUUGAUCUUUGCAGGAAAGCAGCUCGAGGAUGGACGUACUCUUUCUGACUACAACAUCCAAAAAGAAUCAACCCUCCACUUGGUGCUUAGGCUUAGAGGAGGCGCACAAUAGACAAAUAAUGAUACAAGCCUACACAAAUUAAUCAUUCCUGUUAAUUUUUUAUUUUCAAUAUAGUAGCGUGUCACUCCGUGUUUUCAAUAAAUGAAAUUAUUCAAGAGCAGA
This is a messenger RNA of Cimex lectularius (bed bug), 753 nucleotides long. RefSeq names its product polyubiquitin. NCBI's taxonomy places the organism in Eukaryota, Metazoa, Arthropoda, Insecta, Hemiptera, Cimicidae. The record is from RefSeq and is a predicted model, not a curated record. Bases 178 to 642 code for a protein of 154 amino acids. Gene Ontology annotation, cellular component: cytoplasm; nucleus. Gene Ontology annotation, biological process: protein ubiquitination; modification-dependent protein catabolic process. The transcript is spliced from 2 exons. Gene Ontology annotation, molecular function: protein tag activity; ubiquitin protein ligase binding.